Messenger RNA from Aspergillus melleus, 5139 nucleotides. It is a transcript of the gene MON2, whose product is annotated as putative endosomal peripheral membrane protein (Mon2). The transcript is spliced from 6 exons. Lineage: Eukaryota; Fungi; Ascomycota; Eurotiomycetes; Eurotiales; Aspergillaceae. Bases 1 to 5139 code for a protein of 1712 amino acids. The record is from RefSeq and is a predicted model, not a curated record.
AUGUCCUCCCAGCUCCUGCAGGCGGAGCUCUUGAACCUGAUACAAGAGUCCAAGAGAAAGAAUGCCGACCUGCGACACGCGGCCGAAGAAUCACUCAAUGAGCUGAAAAGCUUGCCAUCGACUUCUGAGGCACAGAUCUCGGCAGAUCUUGUACGCAAGCCGAAGUUUGUCGACCCCUUCAUUUUAGCCUGCCACGCUCGCCAUGCACGGCUUUCAGGCAUCGGAGUCAUCUGCCUCCAAAGGCUAGUCGCAUCACGAUCACUACCUUCCCAGAGACUGGAAGAUGUCCUCGGGGGUUUGAAAGAAACAACACAUUUGAGUUUGGACAUCCAAUUGAAGAUCCUGCAAACUCUUCCUGCGUUAUUGCAGCAUUAUUCUGAUGAUCUUGGCGGUGAAUUGCUUGUGAGCACACUCGAAAUAUGUGCCACGCUGCAAACAAGCAAGACCCUUGCGCUGUCUAGCACGGCUGCCGCCACGCUUCAGCAACUAGUUGUUUCAACUUUCGAGCGAGUUUCGAACGAGGACAAAACCCUCGACGAUGCCAAACCAACAGUAACGGUCAAAAUUGACGGCAAUCCGAUCAAGAUCGGAUACUUUGCCUAUGAUGCCUUGCGGGUCUUGGAUGAUCUCUGCCGCAUAGUGGAUGGUGAGCAGCUCCAUUUCCUGCGCAUUAAAGCACUGUCUCCAACGUUUACUCUCGAACUCAUCGAGAGCGUUCUGAUCAACUCUGGCCGCCUAUUCAUUGGUCAUAUGGAGCUUGCACAGGUUUUGAGACUCCGGCUUAUGCCAAUGAUCGUGAGGUUCUUAUCAGAACGACAUGACUUUGCUUUGACCGUUCGAGUUUGUCGGAUCCUUCUUGUGCUUCUCAAAAGGCACAUGUCUCUUCUCACUGCCGAGUGUGAGAUGGCACUGGGCCUUUUGACGCACUUGCUGGAACCCGAUGGUACCGCGCCGUGGAAACGAAUUCUCUGCAUGGAGGUUUUCCGUGGGCUAUACGCAGAACCAGGGCUUGUGAGACUCAUUUUCUCACUCUAUGACGGCAAGGAUGGAAGGAAAUGCAUCCUCAAGGAUCACAUGGCCGCACUGGUUCGUCUGUCAUCUGAGAAACCUUCGUUGAUUGGUGUCAGUAGCCGUUCAACCGUACCUUUGCGGACCGAUCAUUCAAGGUCCAUUACCGAAGAGCAAAUCACGCUGGAAGCGGGCGGACUUGCUGGAGUCAUUGGAACUAGCGUUCCUUCAACUGAUGCUAGUGUACCAGGCAUCAGUAGCCAGUGGAGUGUUGUUCGCACGCAGUAUCUUGAACUGCUCGACAAGACUGAGCCACCAUCCCCGCCGGAAACGUACAUUUACAGUCUGGUGCUGAAUUGUAUCAGCUCAUUUGCCGAGGGGCUUGCGAAAUUCAUACUUCCUUUGACCGUGCCAGACUUGAAGCAGAAGAGAAAGAAUCGGAUUACCGGUGCCGACCAAAAUGCAGACCCCGUCAGCCCCAUCAGUCCUUCCCACGACGUUCAACGGACGGAAUCAAUCAAGCAUGGUCAGAAAUCCGGAGCCAAGAAAUCCCCCAUGCCUCUCAAUCCGCUUCAACUAGAGUCCCAUCCCCAACUUGGUGCAAUCAAGACUUGUGCGGGCAUCAUUGAAAAUUGCUGGCCUGCUGUUUUGGCGGCGUGCUCUACCUUCUUAUAUGCAUCAUUAGAUGAUGAAUUCUAUCACAAUCUCGUCCGCUCCUUCCAGAAAUUAGCCCAUGUGGCAGGUCUUUUGCGAUUGUCCACUCCCAGGGACGCUUUCUUGACAACACUCGGGAAGGCAACUGUACCAGCCGAGACUUGUGCAGCUAAGCCGGGGUCUGUCGCCAACCCAACACCUGAUGAAAAGCGGAAAAGUAUAACAACCUCCACCUUGGGCUCUCCCGUACCGGAUGCCUCUGGAGCCGCUUUUGAUAAGGCGCCUGUAUCACUCAGCACCCGGAACCUUCUCUGCUUACGUGCGUUACUUAAUUUGGGCAUUGCUCUUGGCCCUACGUUGGACCAGCCGGCCUGGUCCAUCAUUUUGGGGACCCUCCAGGACACAGACCUGUUAAUUGGUAUAGCGUCGACGAAAACAAAUCCCGCCCUCAGCAGCACCACCGAGCCAUCGUCCGUCACAGGGAGUGAUGUUCCCAAGGCUAACAUUGGAAACGAGAUUAUUGCCGUGCAGGCAGCCUCAGCUAAGCUUCUUGAAAGCACGAGUGACUACCCAAGCCGCUCGUUUCAGGAUCUCUUAGCUGCGUUGUUGAAUCUUUCGGAGCCCACUGAGGAAUCCGAUCAACCAGCCACUCCUGACCUGAAUUCGAGUCCUGGUCGGUCGCCGCAUCAGCGUCCCGGACCGAUGCGCCGGAACACCCGUCGUGUCUCGCUUGCACUGGGUAAAUCGCGAAUCCAGGACGAAGAACUGCGGUUUGUGUUGGAAAAGUGCAAUGAAUUAGGCAGGUCCAACCUGGAGAGAUUGUCAUCGCUAGAGGAGAGUGACUGCGCCGCCUGGCAACUUUUGACAGGGCGGCUCAUGUCGAGUGCAGCGGAUAGGGAAAUAAGUCAGAAUCUUCGCCUGCGCGCCAAUGAAAUUCUGAACACCCUCAUCUUCCAAACCAUGAAACAGACGGCCGACGACAUUGACCAAACCAGCAAUUCUCGGCAAAAGAGGAACCUUGAGACACUCAAACAACAAAUUCAGUUGCUCUAUGAUGCCAGUGCCUGUCGGCUGGGUUCUCCUACUGGGCCUAUUAUCGAAAUACACAGUCAGAGCUUGGAGACGUUGAAAAGCAUCCUAGAACAAUAUGCGGAGACAUUUGUCGAUGGCUGGUCCAUUGUUUUUGAUCUCAUUACGAGUGUUUUCGGGGAUUCUGGAACGGAUGAACGCCAAAGAACGUCGGUCAGCAGUAAAGAUCGCAAGACGUUCCUGCUGGCAGAUUCGCACCAGCUCAUUCGCAUUUCAUACAAGUCUCUGCAACUGAUUGCGUCCGAUUUUAUUGCACUCUUGCCGUUGCCUUGUCGGCUGGACCUGGUAGAGUCCUUUUCGAAGUUUGCCAUACAGCAGCAAGAUUUCAAUAUCUCGCUAACUACAACCUCGUCUUUCUGGAAUGUAUCCGACUUUCUCCAGGGCCAGAUCGAGCGAUUUUCUAUCGAAUCCAGUGUCGACGCUUCGGUCAGCGAGGACAUGUUGGUGACGUUGGCCAAGAACGAGGAUCAUUCUGUCUCCCGAAAUGCCCUCUGGUUAUUGCUCCUCCUGCGAAUUGUUGACCUUGCUACGGAUAGCAGAUCAGAAAUUAGGAAUUGUGCGGUGCAUACCCUUCUUAGAAUCUUCGACGCCUACGGCCAACAAUUAACCCCAAAGGCAUGGCGUUUAUGUCUCAACCGGGUUCUUUUCCAGAUGACUGAUGAGCUGGAGACCGAGUUGAAUUCGGCAAAGGGCACGACUAGCCCAGAUGAGUUGAGUUCGUGGGUAGAAACCGCGGUCGUCACGAUCAAAGGGUUCUCUGAUUUAUUGACAAACUUCUUCGAAGCGAUAACCAAGGAUGAGGAAUUUGACCAGUCCUGGAAACGCCUGCUCAAUCACUGCCAGAAUCUGACGGCGCUCCACUCUUUGGAGCUUAGCGAAGCGGUAUUUACUAGCCUGUCAAACAUUCUUCUUCGGGUGCAGGCCCCCCAUGUCCUGAGCAAGCAGUCUCUAGAGGCGGCCUGGCUGCUAUGGGUUCAUGGCCAUCCCGCCAUUCAAGAAGAUUUGUUGGACCUAGAGCGUCCGAACCAAGACGCCUCGAUAGCCUACCUAAAGGCUUUUCAGCAAGUCUAUCGUUUGUACCAGGACGAAAUGACCAAUCCUCACGUCGAGAAGAUCCUGCAGCACAUCCAGCAUCUGGCAUGGAACUCCAUCUUUCCACGGUAUUCGCCGGACAUCGACCGGCCGUCUAGCCUGCAAGCGUUGAUCGUCGAUUGCAUCAGAACCAUUUGUGUGGACAAGGAGGAUUCCCAGGCGGAGAUUCUCACCUGUCUCGCAAGUUUCGCCGAUUCCGCCUUGUCGAGGUGGUCGCCAAACAGUGACUCAAGGGUGCCGACCUAUGUUGCCUUCUCGAAAAGUGUAAUUGAUCUCCUGAGCUGGUACAUCGCCGAAUUUGGGAUUAAAAGGCAGAUCUUUGCCAACGACGCCCUCUCAACUGCUCUGGAGCAUCUCGCAAACCCUGUCUCUCAGAAGUACGAGUGGCCCGGGAAAGACCGCGAGCCUUCCCUCUGGCGGAAGUCCACUACCGCAUCGCUCAACAUCCUCAAGGUUGCAAUUCCUUACGUAGAGAAGCAGUACGACGAAUCAAACAAUGCCCAAAUCUCUCGCUUCUGGGCCGUCGUCGUGGGUCUCACCAACGGCAUAGUCUCUGCCCAAGGAUACCGGACCGUGGCGAUUCCGCGCGCCAACAUACUCGACGACGAGACUUUCGAUGUCGACGCCUUCCAGAGACUCAAGACGCUCAUCAUCCCAGCCCUGGGAGCAUCCAUCAUCGCGGAUUCCAUCCGGCGCGAGUUGGCUUGCGCCCUGCUGUCCUCAUCCUUCAUUUACCUCCCGCAGCGAUUCGACCUUCCGGCCAAGAACCUGGAGACCGAGCCCCUGCACGACUUCUACCAGGUGCGGCUCGGGAGGACCUUUGAUCCCACCCCGACCUCGCGCACCAAGAUGGCCUACGCCGUCAUGGACACCUUGUUCGAAUUGGCCUCGGCUCCGGCGCCCGACCAGGCCCCCAGCGAGCCGCACACUGCCGCCCGCAUCCUCCUCGCCCGGUCCAUCUCGCCGUACCUCAUCCUCCGCACCGCCGUCUCCUUGAAGGGGUACAUUGCCGAUCAGCCCCUCCGGGGCCUUAUGCCUCAGCCCACUCCGGCGCGCCGGGCCCUCUUGCACCUGCUUCUGGGCAUGGUGAACCUGCGCAGCGAGCCCACGGCCAUCCCGCAGCCUCCGACGAGCUCCAGCUCUGCGAAGUCAGGCGACCAGAGCCAUAAGAGGCAUUUGGAAUGGAUUUAUCCUCUCGUGGUGCGGGCGGUGCAGGUGGCAGGCAAGGAAAAGGAUGAUGGGGAGGUUCUUCACGCUCUAGGGAAGGUGCUACAUGAGGUUGGGGGGUAUGCAUAG